CCCAAGCCUGAAGUUUCAACCUGAACCCAGAUAUUGCUGCCUGAUAGCUUCAGAUCAGAUAUGGCUCCAUAGCUUCGUAUCCUCUUCAUUCUAGUUGGCAUCUAACGAGAGCCAUGGCUGCAUCGUCGCACCUAGCUGUCUGCAGUUCCCUGGCUUGCUCUCGCGUUACGAAGCUACAUUCUGAACUGCUCCCGCGGCGGCGACAGUCGUCGUUUCUGCUCUCCUUAUCUCAAUCCGAUGACUCGUUUAAGCAGCCGUCCGCAUUUCGCGGAGCAAGCCUCCGCGCGACCAAGGGGUUUUCCGAGGAAGGGGAGAAGGGGAAGCGAGGGCCAUCAGUGCAGAAAAUAGAGGAGGAAGAAGAGGAGGAAGAGGGGGGGGAGUGGGAGGAGGAAGAGGAGGGGGGGGAGUGGGAGGAUGAGAUUGACGAAUUAGAAGAAGGGGAAGAAGUGGAUUUGGAGGGAGGAGAGCUAGAGGAGGAGGAGGGGGGGGAGGACGAUGGUGAUGAUGACGUUGUACAGAUGGCAGCAGCGGAUUGGGAGAGAGCAGCCAUGGCGGUGGUGGUGGAGGCGAUAGAGAAGCAGGAGAAGGACGAGAGCCGGCGCAAGGGAUGGCGCCGGCGACGGGAUGUAGUGGAAGAGGUACCGGAGCAUCUGCUGCCUCGAGUGGCCAUCGUGGGUCGUCCCAACGUGGGCAAGUCAGCUCUCUUCAACCGACUAGUGGGGCGCAACAUCGCCAUAGUGCACGACGAGCCCGGGGUGACGAGGGACCGGCUGUACGCGCGUGCCCUUUGGGAGGACAGGCAGUUCCUGCUCACUGACACGGGCGGCCUCAUGGACGCCCCUAAUGCUGCUGCUGCUUCUGCUGCUGGUGCUGCUGGUGCUGCUGGUGCUGCUACUGACGGUGCUGAUGGUGCAGGUGCUGCAAGGAGGAAGGGCGGUAGAGGGGGGAGGGCAGGGCGAGGCUCGGCGUCCGGAACAGCCUUGCUGGCGCUGGCUAAGGCGGACGGUGUUGCUGUAAUCGGUGGCGGCGGGCGAUUGGCCAACGAGCGGGCGGCGAAGGAGGCUGAGGUGGCGGGUCUGCCGGAGCUGAUUGGCCGCCAGGCUGCUGCUGCCGUGGAGGAGGCAGAUGCGAUCAUCAUGGUGGUGGAUGGGCAGGCUGGCGCAACAGCUGCUGACGUGGAGAUCGCUCAGUGGCUGCGGCGCCGCCACGUGGCAAGCAGCAAGCCCGUCUUUCUGGCAGUCAACAAGUGCGAAUCGCCCACUAAGGGGCUCCUCCAAACAGCCGAGUUCUGGUCGCUGGGCCUGACCCCCAUGGCAGUGUCCGCCCUCUCAGGCACCGGCACGGGCGACCUGCUAGACGAGCUUCUGAAAGCCCUUCCCUUUCCUGAGGAGAGUGCGUCUCCCUCCUCCCUCUCCACCAUCACCGGCGGCGACUCUGCUGCCCCUGCACAGCUUGGUCGAGUGGCGCUGGCGAUUGUGGGUCGGCCCAACGUGGGCAAGAGCAGCAUCGUGAAUGCGCUGCUGGGGGAGGAGAGGACGAUUGUGAGCCCUGUCAGUGGCACCACGCGUGACGCCAUCGACUCCAAGUUCACCGGGCCGGAUGGUCAGGAGUACACUCUGAUCGACACGGCGGGGGUGAGGAGGAGGGCGGCGGUGGCAGCAGCAGGCAGCAAGGCAGAGAGCCUCUCUGUGAACCGAGCCCUGAGGGCUGUGAGGAGGGCGGAUGUAGUGGGGCUGGUGGUCGACGCCAUGCUGUGCGUCACAGAGCAGGACCUGCGUCUGGCAGAGCAGAUCGAGAAAGAGGGCAAGGGCGUGCGUGCUGAUAGUGAACAAGUGGGACACUGUGCCGGAUAAAGACGCCACCAGCACGGUCAGCUACACGGAGGAUGUGCGCCAGAAGCUCAGGUCCAUGCCGUGGGCUCCGCUGGUGUUCACGUCUGCUACAACAGGGCAAAGGGUUGCAAGAUUUUGGAAGCUGCCCGUUUUGCUGCCCAGCAGCGGGCCAAGCGCCUCACGACAGCCACUCUGAACCAAGUGGUCGGAGAGGCCGUUUCUUUUCAGCUGCUGCCCGGAGGCGGCAAGGGUAACAAGCGAGGGGAAAAUCUAC
Molecule: messenger RNA, 2106 nt
Organism: Closterium sp. NIES-67
Lineage: Eukaryota; Viridiplantae; Streptophyta; Zygnematophyceae; Desmidiales; Closteriaceae
Source: the annotation of a GenBank genome assembly